AUCAAACCAAAGCUCGACACUAAUUCCUAUAGUGUGUUCAGGCUGAGUAAUUAAUUAGAUCGAGCAUUGGGUUGUCGAAACCACAAAAUUCGAGAGAGAGCAGUCGUGCCUGUCUUCGCGAGUGUUCGAUUCGAUUUCUUCACUACUCUUUUUAUAGCGAGGAGGGAGCGAUAGGAGGGGGUGUCGGAGGCCCUAUCAUGUCUGAAUCGUUCUCGGUGUUCGACGCCUGCAUCUCGAUUUUCGAUAUGGAGAAACAGAGGAGGCCGUACCAUAGGUUCUGCGACUGUGCCCUUCACAAGCUGAAGAGGUCAUCUAGCCUUAAACAUUCUUCUUCUAGUGGUAGUAAUGAUGAUGGUAGCAACAUGGCCAUCGCUUGUUUGAGGAGGUCGGUCACAUUCCCGGGGGAGAAGAGAACGGCGGCGAAGAUGAACCGCCGUGGCCGAUUGUGUUUCGUUGGUUGGGUCGAGACGACGUCCAAGAAGCGUGGGGCCGCCGCCGGCGAGAAUAACGUGGGCACAAAUUUUUUGAUUGAGGAUGAGAGUUAAAGUGUUCUUUUUAAGUUGAGAUUAGAGUAUUCUUUUUCUUCAUAUCGUUGGAAUCUGUAUGUUAUGAUUCUUAAUUAAUUAGAAGAAUUUUAUUGUACAUGUUAAAUUUGAUCCCUGUCAUGGAUUCAAAAUCAUAAGAUGUGUAAUUAAGUGGAAAUGAAAUGUCCAUAUUGUU
Linum trigynum is the source of this 720-nucleotide messenger RNA. The record is from the annotation of a GenBank genome assembly. Lineage: Eukaryota; Viridiplantae; Streptophyta; Magnoliopsida; Malpighiales; Linaceae.